Acaromyces ingoldii is the source of this 2010-nucleotide messenger RNA. RefSeq lists its product as hypothetical. The transcript has 2 exons. Bases 278 to 1900 code for a protein of 540 amino acids. The record is from RefSeq and is a predicted model, not a curated record. Lineage: Eukaryota; Fungi; Basidiomycota; Exobasidiomycetes; Exobasidiales; Cryptobasidiaceae.
GUAAAAAUAGGACGGCGUUGCAGGCGGCGCAGGCACACGUUGGGCAUCAAAUGGGUAGAGGGGGUGGCAGCCCAGGCGCCACAGAGCUGUAUUUGAAUAGGAAAGAUGAGGCGCGAACGACAGGAAGGUGGGGAGGCCCAAGAGGUGAAGAGUAGCUGUUCCUCUAUCACCACCUGCUCUCUCUCUAUCUUUCCAUUUUCUUUUGCAAGACCGGUCGUUUUCUACCUAGAUCCCCCCGGUCGGCUUCCUCUGCUAGCAGGCCUCGGUCUCUGGAACAAUGCUUGGCAAGCAGCAGUCGAAGGGAUACGACCGCAUUCCUACCGAAGCUGAUGAGGACGAAAAGCCGUACGACGUCGACAUUGAGCCUGUGCACGAUGAUAACGACGAGCUCCUCCUCGCUGCUCGGGGAGCACAGCGGCACGGGCGUCAACCAAGAUGCACAUGGAUCAUCGACAAACGCUUUACAGUGCCCUUGAUCUGUCUCGUCGUGACCCUGGUGCUCUCGAUUCACUUCGACUGCCCCAGCACUCUCUACCUCUAUCUCGCCUACCUCUUUGUGGGCUUCCCAAUGGACAUCGCCUACGAGCUUUAUCCUCGUGCUACCAACACCGACAACGGCGGCGCAAAUGUGAGCAAGUCGAGGAGGAUCGGCAAGCUCAGGGCAGUGCACCUUGCGAAGCUGCUGGCGGCAUUCUCGAUUUGGUGCUGGGCGCUCGCCUCACCGCUGUUGGGGCUCACUCUUCAUCCAGGUCCCAUCGGGGACAGCCAGGUGGGGAUGCCUUCUUCCCUUUUACUGAAGCCUCUGGCGACGACGACAGCGACGAGGCCAACAACACCGACCCACCGACCUCAGGGGCCCAUCUUCCUCGCGGCAAACCUAUACAAUUCGGCGCACCUCUUUCCACGCUUUACUUCGAGCCUCCUCGACCUCAUCGAUACGCUGGGAGGGCCUUCCAACAUCUACGUGAGCCUGUACGAGUCCAACUCCGCCGACGGCGGCCAAAUGCAACACCACUUGGCCGAUCUCGACAGCGUCCUGGCGGCCCGCAACGUCUCGCGGAGGAUCCACUGGGGAGGCGACACGUUUCGCGAGGAGCGUGUCGGCAAGGAGGAUCGCAAGCGGGGGAGGAUCCGCUAUUUGGCCAAGGUCAGAAACGAGGCAUUGCGGCCGCUCGACGAGGGGCUGAGGGGUAUCGACGGGAGAGAUUUCACCAAGGUGCUUUGGCUGAAUGACAUCGUCUUUGAUGCACCCUCGAUCAUGACACUGCUCGAUACGAUGGGCGGUGCAUAUGACCUUGCAUGUGCUUUCGACUACAUCCCCCUUGGCCUCUACGAUACGUGGGUGACGCGCGACGUAGAGGGCUUCCGCACCAAGCCGCUGUGGCCCUACUUUGAACGACAGAGCGACGUGGAGAAGCUGCAGAGGGGCCAGCCGAUAUCAGUCAACAGCUGCUGGAACGGCGCGGCAGCCUUCGACGCCAAGUGGUUUGUUUUACCGGCGAACUCGUCUGGCGGAGCGCGCACAUCGACGAUCAGGUUCAGGACGUCUUCGAAGUGUCACUCGUCCGAGUGCCUCUUGGCUUCGCUUGACAUUCACAAGCACCACCGCAGCCUCGACCCGACCUCGAGGCCGCGCAUCUACAUGAACCCGCUCGUUUCGGUCGCAUACGAGGCGCGCAUCUACUUUCUCUACAACGGCCUCAUGAAGUGGACCAUUGUGCAGCCGUGGCACGUCGUGUGGGAGGGUUGGGUGUCCAGCUGGCUCUUCAAGCGCUGGACCGACGUGGGCAGAAAGGAACCGAGCUGCAGAGAGGCGUUCAAAGAUGACUGGGCACCCCCUCCUCCUCCUUAUUCAGAAGGAGAGGAAAGGACAGCCAUCAUCAAAGCGGCAAGCAGGUAGAAACCAAGUCGAGAUCUCUUUCUCUCUCGCUCACAUAUCCAGUAAUAUAGAGUUUCCAGUUUUGAGACCAUUGUUUUUGGGUGAUCUAUUACUGCUGUGCAAGCUCCCCU